CUAAAAGACAAUUUUCAUUUCUACUUUCACUUUACUCUGACAGGAUGGAAAGAAAACCAAAAAUACUUGUUUUUGACCUAGAUUACACGUUGUGGCCUUUUUGGAUUGACACACACUAUGAUGCACCUUUUAAGAAAAUAAGCAAAACUGAUGUCAAAGAUAGGCAUGGGAAUAAUGUGCCUUAUUAUCAAGCUGUACCUAGAAUUUUAGAAAAGUUGAAGAGAGACGGUUUUAAAGUUGGUGUGGCCUCAAGAACAUCUUGCACUGGUGAAGCAAAGGAGUUAAUCAAAUGCUUUGAAUGGGAUCAAUAUUUUGAUUAUGUACAAAUUUAUCCUGGAACCAAAACAACCCACUUUACAAAGAUUAAAAGAGACAGUGGAAUUGAGUUUCAGGAUAUGAUUUUCUUUGAUGAUGAACACAGAAACAUACGUGAUGUAUCUAAAUUAGGUAGGAAUGAAUUUAUUUUGUGA
This is a messenger RNA of Saccostrea cuccullata (small rock oyster), 470 nucleotides long. RefSeq names its product magnesium-dependent phosphatase 1-like. NCBI's taxonomy places the organism in Eukaryota, Metazoa, Mollusca, Bivalvia, Ostreida, Ostreidae. The record is from RefSeq and is a predicted model, not a curated record. Gene Ontology annotation, molecular function: acid phosphatase activity. The coding region runs from base 45 to 470 and encodes 141 amino acids. The transcript has 5 exons.